This is a messenger RNA of Durusdinium trenchii, 1353 nucleotides long. NCBI's taxonomy places the organism in Eukaryota, Dinophyceae, Suessiales, Symbiodiniaceae. The record is from the annotation of a GenBank genome assembly.
UUGACAACUAAAGACCCAUCUUGGAAUCCAUGGCAUGUGCUUUCCUGGGCGAGCUCUUCUGUCAGAAUGUCCUUCCCAUCAUGGCACGGAGGCCACGGGGUCGGCCGCCACGUCCUUGCCACGGUCUACGGGGUCGCGCUGCAGCCACGUCCCCUCAGUGGACCAAGGUCUUUGGAGAAGACUUUUUGGUGCCUACUCUGGAGAUCUCACACUACAAGCGCUGGGGUGCCAAGCGCAAGGUGCAGCUGCAGGAGGAGCUGGAUGACCUGCUCCGUCGGCAGGGUUCUGCCUCCUUGAGCUCCAAGGGCCGCUUGGAUACCUCCAUCGCCUCCGUGCUCUCCUUGGCGCGCGACGCCUUCCGCAAGCGUUUGGCCGAUGACGCGGUGCACGGUGGGGGCUUCCGUGGCUUUGGAUGUGGCUGGGUUUUUCCCAGGUCGGCGGAGAUGUACAGCCAUCCGCACUACCUGGCCUUCCUCCGGGAGGAUGGUUCUAGUGACCCGCCCGAGCUGCCCUUCCGCCUGCAAAGCCUCUUGAGCCAGAUCCGUCAGCAGCUGUUGCCCUUCUUGGAAGACGUUCUGGAGUUCGGGCUUGGCUAUGAAGCGGGACAGCUGCGGGAAACCUUGCAGAUGACCACGGCCAUCGUGCACUACUAUCCUGAUAGCACCAAGCAGGAGACACUUCUGACACCUGCGGCCUUCCACUGCGAUGAUUCAUUUCUCACGCUGAACCUCGAGAGCACUUCUGGGAUCCAUGGCCUCUUGGACGCGGACCACGCCGCCCCGCGGAUCCGGCGCUUCCGCUACGAGGACGGGGCCGAGCCCUUUGCUGAGUCUUCCACGACGGCAUCGACGUCCGUGAUGAACUUGUUCGUGGGCGGCUACCUGCAAUCCUGGUCCGCCGGCCGCUGGCCGAGCUUGUUACACUCAGGCUCCAACCCGAGUGAGGAAGACCGGCUUUCCAUCACCAUCUUUUUGGGCAUCCCGGAACUUCAUGGAUUCAUCGGUGACCACGUUCACACGCGUGGAGAGCAAGAACAACGAGUCUAUGAGUGGCUUCAAAAGGCCCAACACAUGGACGACUGGUCGGCCAAGGCCAUGUUCCAAGAGAUCCAGGACAUGUACAGCCGCGAGACCUUCCCAUCGCUACGGCGGAAGUGGGCUGCUUCCGGGACCUUGUCGCCGUGUCGGCAGAAGCACCUGCGGGCAAUCAACAAUGCUCGGCACCACUGCAGAGAAACCAGCGCUGCAGAAACCUGCGUAUGACGAGGCCCUGCAAAGGCAAGAAGAACUGAAGAUCGCGAGAAUAUGGGUCGGUCUCACGAAAGAUGGACUCCCCUAAAUCACAGUGGCUCUG